This is a messenger RNA of Haemorhous mexicanus (house finch), 1875 nucleotides long. RefSeq names its product HHLA2 member of B7 family (gene HHLA2). Lineage: Eukaryota; Metazoa; Chordata; Aves; Passeriformes; Fringillidae. Gene Ontology annotation, cellular component: external side of plasma membrane. The record is from RefSeq and is a predicted model, not a curated record. Bases 172 to 1227 code for a protein of 351 amino acids. The transcript is spliced from 7 exons. Gene Ontology annotation, biological process: positive regulation of T cell proliferation; immune response; cell surface receptor signaling pathway.
GACGGAGCUGGUUAACUUUUAAACUUUUCUCCCUUCCCGAAGACAAACUUUGAAACGCCUCGCUCCGGGCAGGUGCCGAGCGGGCAGCGGCGGUGGCUCACGGGCUGAGGUGCGGUGCUCUGCAGCCGGAGGUGCGGAAAAUUUGACCUGAAUCUCUGAACCAAUGAAGAAAUGAAAGGACGGAACAUACCAGCUGUCGUGAUCUGUUUAUUUCACAUCAGUGCUACACUUUGGGAUUUUACAGAACAGGAAGAAGUAACAGGGCUGUUUUCCAAGGAUUGCAUCCUCCCUUGUCGUUUCCCACCUGGGCAUGAUGAAGUAAUUCACUGGAGCAAAGAGGACAAAAAUGUGCACAGUUACUAUCAGCAGAAGGAUCAGCUGGGAGAACAAGAUCCACCUUACAGACUCAGAACACACCUUUUCCAUGAGAACAUCCCUAGUGGAAAUGCCUCCUUGAAACUUAGUAACCUGACCAUGGCUGAUGAGGGCUCUUAUACCUGCUAUGUGGGAACAGCGCAACAUCGAACAGAAGUGGAAGUGCAGCUACACGUUAAAGCUCCUUCUUCUUAUGCACUGGAAUACCAAAAGACAAACACAGAAAGGAGACUGAAGUGCUAUGCUUUUCUCACUUAUCCAGCACCAACUAUAUCUUGGGUACAGGGCAGAAUAUCCAUCCGAGAGACAGAUCGGGAGGAAACUAGUAAUGGAGUUCUCUCUUCUCUUAGAAGUGACAAGGACAUUAUAAAUGUGACAGAUACUUAUUACUGUCACAUUCAUUUGGAUCGUGAAGUGUGGGGUGCUGAAUGGAAGAUGCAAGACCACCUGUCUAAGGUGGAAGGAGAGAGCACCAUAAUUCCUUGUGAAUACGGCCUUGACACUGAAAGCACUGACGCUUUCAGUGUUGUCUGGACAUUACACAGAAACGCAGUGACCUCAGUCCUGGCCUCCUUCAAUGGCACAUCUCACUCUCACCAGCCUCGAGUCCAGGUUAACGAAAGUGACUUUUCGCUGAGGUUGGAUCAUCUUACUGCAGGCGACAGUGGAGAAUAUCUGUGUAAUAUUUCAACACCUCUCUACACAAAACUUGCUGUGACAACUUUGCACGUCGAAAAUUCAGGUAACACUGGGAAAGUUGUGCUAGGAGUGCUUGGUGCUGUGGCAAUAGCAGUGGCAAUAGCAGUGGUACUUUGCUAUCUCAAGAAAAAAAAGAAAAGAGGAAUCAUAUGAACACGAACACCUUGACAUACAGGAAGAAAAUAGUUCUCUGCACACAGAUACUACUGACUCUGGUGAUGAAAAGAACAAAGAGUUCCUCCACCUUCCACUUUGAGUUACAAUAAGAGCCACAUGGAAAUGUGAUUUCCUGAGCAACAGUAACGGACAAAUGGAGAGGAAAAAAAUCAAUGGACACUUGUAUGUGAAAAGUCAUGGAGCAGGGCAUCUCACCCCCCCCAUGAGCUUAUCUGCUGCUUUUUAACUGGUGAGUUAACUCAAACCAGACAGAGCUGUUGUGUAGUGAGUUAUUUUGCACCAUGGGAUUGCCACCUGGAAGGGCAAACUGGAAUUCUGACUGACAGGCACCUGCCUUGACAAACUAUAUAAGCUACAUCAAACUUUCACAGAGCAGAAAUAUUCUGCACAUUUUCCUGGAAACGUGGAAUUUCUCCUCAGAGCAGGGAUGCCUGCUUUGCAGUUAUUCCUCCGGAGGCUGACUAUUUCUUUUGCUAGUUUUAAUAUAGGUAUCUUAAUAUCAUGCACUGUUUUAUGUAAUCUGCUGGUAGUUCUUUUGUUUUAUACUGUGUCAUAGUUAACUCAGGCUAAGCCCUUUCAUGUGUUACCUCCUGUCUGUUCAAUAAAUAACUCAUUUUAUAUAAA